This is a messenger RNA of Sabethes cyaneus, 3883 nucleotides long. RefSeq names its product stromelysin-3 (gene Mmp1). Gene Ontology annotation, cellular component: extracellular matrix. Gene Ontology annotation, molecular function: zinc ion binding; metalloendopeptidase activity. NCBI's taxonomy places the organism in Eukaryota, Metazoa, Arthropoda, Insecta, Diptera, Culicidae. The transcript is spliced from 7 exons. The coding region runs from base 1180 to 2877 and encodes 565 amino acids. Gene Ontology annotation, biological process: proteolysis; extracellular matrix organization; collagen catabolic process. The record is from RefSeq and is a predicted model, not a curated record.
CUGGCUGGACGCUUCUCUCGGACUCUGACUUCAUCUGUUGUAUCGUGUUGUAUUGCUCGGGGAGUUUUUUUGUUGUAAAUUUUAUUAUUAUCAUUCGAUAGUUUUUCUGGUCCUCAGUACAUUGCGUUAUCUCGCGUUUCCUAACUGGCGAUUGGAGCUACCGCAGAGGCAGAAGCACACAAUACUGCAAAGAACGCGCGCGAACGAAGCCCCUCCUGUCCCGGCUGGCUGGAAGCAUUGAACAAUCAGCAUCAUCAUUCCUCCGUUGUUGGCAGGUUGUUGAGUCACCGGCGCGACCGCCAAGUGUGUGGUGUAUUGUGUCUCUCCAUGACUACGUUCGGGUUCGGCAAUUUCGGUUGAAGAGUCCCACUGACGGCAGUCGGCGCGGAGAAGUCGUAGAAACAAGUGCCUCUGUUUGUCCAAGAUUCGAAAAGUGUCACUACCAGUGUGUUACCGCAGCGGAAAAUCGGUGUAAACCGCUGCAGUGCAGAGGAGAAAACAGUUUGUGGCAAUUGGUAAUCAGAAAAAAAACGAAACGAAGCGCAAUCUUGUAACUUGGACGACGAAAUCGAACCGAAAAUCGAUUAAUUCUUUCUGGUACGGAUUUCUCCCGGCUACGGUGUGACAAAAUUCAGCCAACCGCUGCCGUGUCAUUCAAAACCUACGAAUUACGCGGUUUCUGGCCGUCACGUGGUGAAACGACACCCUCAAGUACCAUAAUCAAUUUUUCAUGCGUGAAAUCCAACAAAGCACUGCCAGCUUAGUAUUGUCGGUAUUCUCAAACGAGUUUUAUCUAAGCAAUAUAUUUUUUUUUGUCUCUAUCUACACCACUCGCUAAUAAGUGCAACAAGUGAAUGAGAACAAUUUGAGCAGUCAUCCCACCUCCUACAGCCAGCCUCAGUGUAUGUGUUUAUGCGUUUAAUUGGGACAGUACGAAAAUAGCUGGAUUUAAGAGUCUCGAAAUUGCAUCUUGCGGAACGCUCUGCACGCUGGUGAACAACACAUUCCUCGGGUUGCAACCAAAUGUUUCGCUAACAGCAGUGUCUGCCAGCUGUGACAACGCCGAACCAGUCCAGUUUCAUAGUGCAACGAGUCUCUUUCUGUAACAAAAUAGCCGCAGUACAUCGGUAGUGCAGUGCACUGAAGCUGCAGCCACAUUCUUUACUUUCCUGCUCGGCGAUGAUGCUCCGAUCGAGAACAGACUGGCUUUGGCCGUCGUUGGCCCUACUAGCUCUAACGUGGACCAGUAGCGGAGUAGCGACACCGGUCCAAACGACCUCACAGGCAGAGCUCUAUCUGUCACAGUUCGGAUACCUCAGUGCGAAAUUCCGAAAUCCUACUAGCGGGAACCUGCUGGAUAAGGACACAUGGGAGAAAGCAAUUAUGGAAUUUCAAAGCUUUGCCGGGCUGAACGUAACCGGUGAGCUGGACGGCGAAACGAUGGAACUCAUGUCACUGCCACGUUGCGGAGUACGCGAUCGUAUAGGCUUCGGUUCAGAUUCCCGAUCGAAGCGGUAUGCACUGCAAGGCAGUCGGUGGAAGGUGAAAGCACUGACCUACCGGAUAUCGAAAUACCCGUCCAGGUUGGUCCGUUCGGAAGUAGAUGAGGAAAUUGCCAAGGCAUUCUCAGUGUGGAGUGAAUAUACCGAUCUAACAUUUACACCGAAGAAAACAUCUCCGGUGCACAUAGAUAUUAGGUUUGAAGUGAAUGAACAUGGUGACGGAGAUCCUUUCGAUGGUCCGGGAGGAACCCUAGCGCAUGCCUACUUCCCGGUGUAUGGAGGUGAUGCCCACUUCGACGAUGCGGAAUUUUGGACUAUCGGCAAAACUCGGGGGACAAAUUUGUUCCAAGUAGCCGCACACGAGUUCGGCCAUUCGCUAGGGUUAAGUCACUCCGACACACGAUCUGCUCUGAUGGCACCGUUCUACCGUGGAUAUGAUCCUGUGUUCCGGUUAGAUUCCGAUGAUAUUCAGGGAAUUCAAGCUCUCUAUGGACGGAAAACGAGUAGUGGUUCCACUCCACCUCGAACUACUCAACGCCCGGUAUUGAAAGAUCCGGAUUCGAUACUGUGCACCUCACCGAAGAUCGAUGCCAUCUUUAACUCAGCCGAUGGAAGCACGUUCGCCUUCAAGAGGGAUAGCUACUACAAACUCACAGAAAACGCAGUUGCUGAAGGUUAUCCCAGGAAAAUCUCCGACGGAUGGCCGGGAUUGCCUGGAAACAUUGACGCGGCCUUCACGUACAAAAAUGGUAAAACGUACUUCUUCCAAGGCACGAAGUACUGGCGAUACUCGGGACGACAGGUCGAUGGAGAUUAUCCGAAAGAGAUCAGUGAAGGAUUCACCGGCAUUCCGGAUCAUCUGGAUGCUGCGCUGGUGUGGGGCGGUAACGGAAAGAUUUACUUCUACAAGGGCAGUAAAUUCUGGCGGUUUGAUCCGCUGAAAAGGCCCCCGGUUAAGUCUACCUAUCCGAAACCGAUCUCCAACUGGGAGGGACUGCCGAACAACCUCGAUGCAGCCCUUCAGUACACCAACGGUUAUACGUACUUCUUCAAGGACGACAAGUACUAUCGGUUUAACGAUAGAACUUUCGCCAUCGACGAAUCGGAUCCGCCAUUCCCGCGGCCGGUGGCACACUGGUGGUACGGCUGUAAAAAUACCCCCUCUACGUUCAACACGUUAGGUAAUGUUAAAGCUAUUAAGAAUGACGAUGUCGGGCACGACAAUGACGCCGAUGAUUUGAUUUUGGAUGCGGCCGAGACAGAUGAGCGACCACCCGGCGACGAUUACAACACCGGCAAAGGAUCGAGUUCCAGUCGGAUCAACGUCAGUAUUAUUCUAAUCCUUACCUUGCUGGGAUUCGUACUGAAGGUCUAGAGCACCUAACCGGUCAGCUUGUCCGGAAGAAUUUCGCCAAAUUAAGUUACCUACCUUUAGAACAUCCAUAUCUCCGGCAUACUUUGCGCCAUACCGUAGGAGUUUUCACUCUGCUACAUACCGAAUUAUACCGUACCGAAUGGAGGGAAAGCGUCAGUAAUGCGUCAGAAAAUUGAUCUCACAAUUUGCUCCGAGCGCAAUCAUUUAGCCAGUGUCCACCCUGAGGAACCCUCGAGCCAGUGACUUUUAGUUCAGUAUGAUAAUAACGUUUAAAACCUCCAAGCAGAAUCAUAUCCUUCCGGCGUAGCAGUUACUAACCGGUAGCUGGAAGAAGAAGAGCUCUACCAAGUUAGAGUAUAAACAAAACGUUAAGGAAAAUCGUGAUACAAAGUAUUCUUUUCUAUUAUAUUUGUGAAACACGUCAAAGUAAAAUGCCUUCUUGUAAGUUAUGCUGUUUAUUGUUUCACCGUUUUGUCGUGAUAGAAUCAACGAAUCGAUUGAUUCACAGUGACAAACGCUAGCAGCAUCAGCAGCAGCAGUCAAAGUCAUUAACGUAAGAGCUUAAGUUUUAUAGGAAUAUUCGAGUGAGAAGAGGAAACAAAAAUAUCACAAUAAUGUAAACGGUGCCUUUAAACCAAUUGUAUAUACUACUAAUUAAACUAGAUUCUAAUCAAUCCAAAUUCAAUUGAUUGGAUCGCUUAGAAAGCAUAAAACAACAAAAGUGCAGCCUACCACAAUUCGAUUGUUGAAUAAUUCUAGUAAGCUUUUAUUUUUCAAAAUGACCACGAAAUUUUGUUUUUUUUUUGUCUUCUUUAUUGUAACUAAUCUACCGAAAAGGUCAACCAUAUCUUCUCGCUAGGUCUCCAGCUCAAGGGAACUAGAACAACAGUGCAUUCGUGUAUAACGUUUCAGAAUAGAGGAAUUUACCGUAAUACUAGAAUUUUGUACAUAUUUAUUGCAAAUAAUGCCCCUAGGAUUAAGCGGGAAAUCCACAAAAAUUCAAUAA